Molecule: messenger RNA, 1101 nt
Organism: Hemiscyllium ocellatum (epaulette shark)
Lineage: Eukaryota; Metazoa; Chordata; Chondrichthyes; Orectolobiformes; Hemiscylliidae
Gene: nkx1-2b
Product: NK1 transcription factor related 2-like,b
Exons: 2
Coding region: 1-1101 (366 amino acids)
Biological process (GO): regulation of transcription by RNA polymerase II; cell differentiation
Cellular component (GO): nucleus
Molecular function (GO): RNA polymerase II cis-regulatory region sequence-specific DNA binding; DNA-binding transcription factor activity, RNA polymerase II-specific
Source: RefSeq, a predicted model, not a curated record
AUGAGUGUGAACAGAGAAACGCUUCAGCCCGGUGAUAUCUCCUUGCCAUCAGCGGCAGUGGCAGAUCCGAUAUCUUGUACCAUCCACACUGAAGCCAUGGAUGUGAAUGGGGACCAGAGGCUCCCGGGCAAUGACCUCGCUCCCUACUCCUGCCCGGCAAGCCGGGACAGGCCAGGGGACACGCAGGGCAUCUCUGCUCAAGAGGCAGUGGUCGUGGUCCCUGCCCCAACCAGCAACAAUAGGACCACCUCGUUCUCGGUCCUGGACAUUUUGGACCCCAACAAAUUUAACAGCAGCAAGCGCCGGCAGUGCAGCAUUCUCUACAGAGCGGCCAGCGAGUACACAGGAGCAGCGGCGGGGGAGAGAGCUGCCGAUGCUUUCUGCCAAAUUGCAGACCAGAAAACGCUAAGUGAUAGCGGUUUGCACACAUGCAAGAAGUCCGCUGACAUAAUCAGUAAGUAUAUCGAGAGCCAGCAGCAGCAGCAGCAGCAAUGUCAGCAGCAGCAGCAGCAGGGUCAGAGUCAGCAACAGCACAGGAGCAAGAGAAAGCGCAGCGGCUCGGACGCCAAGUCUGGCAAACCCCGGAGGGCCCGCACUGCCUUCACCUACGAGCAGCUGGUGGCCCUGGAGAACAAGUUCAAGUCGACCCGCUACCUGUCGGUGUGCGAGCGCCUCAACCUGGCCCUGUCCCUGAGCCUGACCGAGACCCAGGUCAAGAUCUGGUUCCAGAACCGGCGGACUAAGUGGAAGAAGCAGAACCCCGGCGCAGACACCAGCGCUCCUACCGGCGGAGGAGGGGCGGGAGCUGGGGCCGGAGCCGGGGCUGGAGGGCCAGUGGGUGGAGGUGGUGGAGCAGGAGGGGCUGGAGGACCGAGCUUGGGCGGCCCGGCCGGGGCUCACCUCGGGGGUCUCAGCCCCAUCAGCUCGUCGUCUCCGGUCGGCGGGCCGCUCUCGGUGCACUCGGCGUACCCCGGACCCGGUGGAUUGGUGUGCGCCACCCAGUUACCCUUCCUGCCCUCUCCUGCCGCCGUGCUCUCCCCCUUCAUGCUGAGUUCGCAGACUUACGGGGCCCCGGCUUUCUACGCGCCGCAUUUACAAUAA